ACAACAAGAUAAAUCGUCAUGACUAAGGAAGAAAAAUUUUUUAAGAAAAUAUACUUCGAAAUGAAUAAUAUAUUAUAUGAAAAAUAUGAAGAUUAAUAUUAUUUUAAAUAAAACCAGAACUUUUUCUUUAUAAUGACACCUACACCACAGACCUAUUUGAAUAAAAUUUCUCUUGCCUUUGCAGACGAUUAACUGCAUGGAAAAUAGCAUUCUAACAUCCCUAACUUUUCUUCAUGUGUAAAGACUAUUUUUAAAUAAGUGAUACCGUUCAACUAAUUUAAAUGAGUGAUAACAAUUGAUAUAACAAUACUAAAAUGAACACAUGAAAACUAAUUUUUUCAUAACAAGUUUUCUAUCUGGCAGGGCAGUCAUUUUUUGUACAGCCUUCUUUGAACAAUUUUUUUUGGACUUUUAACGAAUCUAUAGAACUAAUGAAUCCGUUUUUGCUAAAGAAGGAGACGAAUAAAUUUUACAAGAAAUGAAGACGUGGAAAUUGAUGGUGUUAUUAUUGUUUCUAACAUUCAAAUAAAAGAAGAAAAGGGAAAUGGAGUUUUAUAUCGCAACCACCCAUAGUCUAAAAGAGAAAUGUGCUGAUAAUUCGGUUAUUUUCAAUUUUACGCUAAUAUUGCAUAUCACCUUUUUUGUUCUGUUGAUAUUACAGUGAAAAAGAUGCAGGGUAUUCUAUUUAAGAAGAGUACAUUUUCCUCAUUCUUUUUCUAAACCCUACAUCUACUGUUUUUCUGUUUUCACCACCGUAAUCAGUGUUUAAUAAUUCAACCGACUUUGUAUCUCUACUCAAAACAAAGUUACCAAUAAUGAACACUUUAUUUAGGUCGCGGGGUAUAGAAACAUUCUGUUGUAUUGCUGUACAACUGUAAUUAUAUAAAUUAUAAAUAUAGAUUAACUAAAAUAAGUCGUCAAAACAGUUUGACAUUUUUGGGAAGUUACAGCAAGUAUUAUAUGAAUGUUACCUUCUUAAAAUUGUAACAUGAUUUUCUUCCACCGACGGUCAAACUAUUACAAAUAAUGGUCAUUAUUUGCCAAAGUGCAAAUGAUUUUAAGAUUUGUAAGAUGUCGACACUACUAAAUUAAAAAUACCUCCCAGCACUGAUAAACGCUUGUAAAACGGCUUUUUAUUGUUUUAUUGUUUGGUAUAUUGAGGGUAAAUAGCCUUCCGUUUAUGACAGGCCAGAUAUGUGCAUUUAUCGUGUGCUGACCAAUACAAUAUUAAGCCUAUGGAAUACGACUUAAACCACAAUUUUAUCGCGGGAAGAAACAGAGUCCAACUAACUUUAAAUGCAUUUACAGAAGAAUUCAGAAAAUAUUAAAACGAUUUUUCAAAAUUGUUUUUUUUUCGAUUAUCAAUCCGGAAGUUUUUAAGUUUUAUACACAUUCCGAGGUGCUUUUCUUUUUCCGACCGAACUGUUCUCCCUGUAUUUUAUGUCGUACACUCGAUUUUUUUAGUUAGAAGCGGGGCAAAGGUAGGACAAUGCCAAUUUCGUCUAAUUUGAGUAUAUAAGCAGGCUACUAAUCGACAGUAGUUUCAUUUUUAUAUUUAAGAAAAAAUGAAGGCGUUUUUUUGGUUUUUGGUAACUACUGCUCUAGUUAAUCUGGUAUUAACCGGCGUCACUGGAGGAUAUGGUGGAGGCGGUUAUGGCAGCGGCGGAGGACACAAGGGAAAGGGGGGAGGCAAAUCGAUAGGAAGCAAAGGAAAAGGAGGAGGUGUAAAAAUCGUGAAAAUUAUUAUUUCCUCUGGAGGAGGACGAAAAUCUGGCGGAGGUGGAAAAUCUAAAGACGGUGGCAAAGGAGGAUGGUGGUAGUGACACACAAGAUCAUUUCAAAAUAUUUUAUUUGCUACGGCGCUUAGUUACCUAAUUUCAGUUCAAUAAAGUUUAAAAUUAUUUUCGGAAAUAAAUAACAAUUGACGUGUUUUAUUUACCCAUAUAGCAACUAAAAAUAUAAAGGUCCGAUGUCGACAAUACCUUUGAAGUAUUUAAAGCCAAGGCACACUGAACAUGCGCCUGUUGUUAUUUCAAACUAAUCAACUAAUAAGACUUUGCGACGUUGAAUUAUCAACGUACCCGCUGACAUUUCGUCAAUUCGACAGUUUCAGCUUGGAAGUGGCAUUCCUUCGUCAGUAUUUCUCCAAAAAAAAGGUCAUUUUUUUUUUCAUGAAGAAGACGAGAGUUAAGUAUAUUAUCUAAACCUUUUUAGAAUCACGUUUGGCUUUAUCAUUUUCGUUUGGUUGUGAUAGUUUAGGACCGGCUCUGAAGAUUGAUCUUAGUUUCGGUCCCGAUUUAAAUUCACAGUUGAGUUUGAGUUGGUUUUGCUUUUAUUCUGGUUUAUUUUUGAAUAGACCCUGCAAUAAUGCAAGCACUGCCAUUUUACGUAGCUUUAAUCGGGGACCACUGUU
Molecule: messenger RNA, 2413 nt
Organism: Cylas formicarius (sweet potato weevil)
Lineage: Eukaryota; Metazoa; Arthropoda; Insecta; Coleoptera; Brentidae
Exons: 4
Coding region: 1566-1820 (84 amino acids)
Source: RefSeq, a predicted model, not a curated record